CGUGACUCGGUCACUUCGCAAUUCGACACGCGAAGAGCUGAGGUCCUGGAAUCAGGUAUCGCACUCUACAGUCCGUUAUGACUUGGCACGACCGCCGCAUGGACAUCACAGUGCUCUGCAGCGCCGCUGUGGAGGAAGACCGCAUGGAGAUCGAGGGUCGCGUCCCCGCCGCUGGUCCGUCCCUGCCGCCGCUAGCCCCCGUUCGUCACACGGGCAGCAUCGAUGGCACCAAGCAGCCUUCAACUACCAGUGCCAAUGCCGGUGCGACUGGCAAAUCGUCGUCCAAGAAGCGCUCGCGCCGUCUCUCCAACAGCGAGCGCGGCAAGCUGUACCGUUCACGUCGGAAGAACUACGUACAGGCGUUGGAGGAACAAGUAGAGCAACUCAAGAAGGAGGUAGACCAGCUUAAUCUCCACGGACGCUCACAGCAACAGACCGCAACAGCAUGGCCACUCGUGCGACAGCCGAUUGGCGGAUCGUUUGCUAGUGUUGUGAACGAAUACUUCUCGCUCUUCAAGUACGGUGUACCUGUAGCCGAACAAGGCAGCGUGAACGUCCCGACCGACCAGCUGCUGCUCUCCUCCAGACAGGCUGGUUUCCUAAACGGACUCAUGCACCCGAACGUUGUCUUCGGCAGCUCGUACGGCAUACGCGAGCUGCUGGAUCAGUGGCAAAAGUACUCGUUGUAUCAUGCUGGGCUCAAGUACGAGGUCAAGAACUUGCAAAUCAUGGCAGCGGAUCCGAACCCUGUGGUGCUCGCGCCCGCUACGCUUUACGUGCGCUUCACGCGACGCACUAUCGAGAAAAUAUUCCCUCAUGUGCUUUGGAACGAAGCACUUGUGCAGCGUCUUAUUGGCAAGCAGCUAGAGUACCCAGUGGGGAAUACGUUCUACUUUGGGGACGAUAAUAAGAUCCAUCGCUACGACACGUACGUCGACUUUGUAGCCGCCUUCGUUAGCGUGCUGGGCAACGUCGAGGACACUAUGGCUAUGAUGGAGAGUGCGCUCAUUAGACAGGAGUCCAUGAUCGGCGACCUGCUUGAGGAACCGCCGGCGGAGGAGACUCAGGCGGUCGAGCUGCCGUCACCGCGCGUGCAGCUCGUUGACGAGGGUGUUGGUGCACGCAUAGGGAUGUCACUCCAGGGAAUUCUCUAGCAUACUGAAUCCGAAUAUGACGUAAAAUUUGCCGUGGCGUGUCGUAGCAAAUCGUGUUCCCUUCUCCGAGCCAAAGUGAACUAAAGGGUGGACUUGAAGUACAGUUCUCUG
Messenger RNA from Phytophthora nicotianae INRA-310, 1265 nucleotides. RefSeq lists its product as hypothetical. The record is from RefSeq and is a predicted model, not a curated record. The coding region runs from base 78 to 1154 and encodes 358 amino acids. The transcript has a single exon. NCBI's taxonomy places the organism in Eukaryota, Oomycota, Peronosporomycetes, Peronosporales, Peronosporaceae.